AAAGUUGAAAGACUACAAUUGAGAUUGAGUUGACAACUUCAAUACAAUCAACAUGACUCACCACUCGAGCCAAGUGUCUGCGGACUUGAUCUGGGAGAUUGCCCGACACCAGAACUCCUACCUUGUGAAGCGCGCUUCAAGUGGAGGUGUUCGAUUCUCUCGUGAUCCUCUCAACCUGACCAACGUCCACUCCCGCAAGUAUGCCGGUUUCGUUAACGACAAGGCCAUCGGAGUUGCGCCAGCUGAGGGCGACAAGGGAGGAGUUAUGUUGAUCACCAAGAAGACGAAGCACCCACAACGACCAGGAAGCUCUGUCAAUAAGGUCACCUUUGGCGGAAACAAGACCACAAGAAAGACCUACAAGGGCAUCGUCAGCAGCACCGCAAAGUCAGGUUAUCGAUCUGAUCUCCGCGCUGAGGCUGUUUCCCGCGCAUCUGCCAUCCGUUUGUCACAAACACCUAAGAAGGAUGCCCCAGAGAAGAAGCUGCGUGGUGCAAAGGCGAAGAAGGCGGCUGCUGAGAAGGAUGAGUGAUUGAUGCAUGGGGAUGACUUGGUGCAUGGGACGGUCUUGCUAGUCAGUCAUAAACUGAACUGAACUCAUUUGCAAGAAGCUAUAUUUGGUCUGUGAAUGCUAUGAUAUGUGGUUGCAUGGAAUUCUUUGGCCUGACUGGAUCUCUUGAGAGCCUCGUGGCACUUGCAAAAUCCUGUGGCUGACUAGGAUCGUGAAUGGCUCACGGCAUUGGACAUCUGGCUCGGCUGCAGCAAAUAUGGAACCUUGAAAACACCGUUUUGACUUCUGGUAAAAGUAUAUCCAGCAUUGUCCCUGUCUUCCGGCAUGUGAAGAUCAUAUCGGCAAG
Molecule: messenger RNA, 857 nt
Organism: Hyaloscypha bicolor E
Lineage: Eukaryota; Fungi; Ascomycota; Leotiomycetes; Helotiales; Hyaloscyphaceae
Product: ribosomal protein L28e
Exons: 5
Coding region: 53-532 (159 amino acids)
Biological process (GO): translation
Cellular component (GO): cytosolic large ribosomal subunit; ribosome
Molecular function (GO): structural constituent of ribosome
Source: RefSeq, a predicted model, not a curated record